Molecule: messenger RNA, 2080 nt
Organism: Linum tenue
Lineage: Eukaryota; Viridiplantae; Streptophyta; Magnoliopsida; Malpighiales; Linaceae
Source: the annotation of a GenBank genome assembly
AAAAGUAUAAACAUGUUCCGCAUUCAUCACAAGAUUACAAUUUACAACAGCGUACAGCCGUACACAAAUCCUCGCCGGGCGACAGCGGAUCCCAAAACGUCGAACGGACACCAGGGGUAUGAUCGUCAUUUCAGCCUCACCUUUUCUUUUGCUUCUCAGUCGUCUAAUCUACAAUCCAUCCUUUCCUUUCGACUUUCGUUUGUCCUCUCCUCUCCCACAGCUACAGCCUACAAGCAACAAUCCCCCAUUCAAUAUUCUUUGACAAGUAAUCUCAGGGCAUUCCAUACCUCAUGGCGACUCUCUCCGCUUACAGCUCUCCCGCCGCCUGGCCCAACGAGAAUCCUAAUCCAGCAGUCCUCCUUCAGCAGAGCGCCACCGGGGAAGAACAACAGCUCGAUAAUCCCCAGUCUUACGAUUCCCUUUCUUCAAUUAUGCCCCAGGAAAAUCACCAACUACCUCCACUCGCUCAGUCGCCUUCGAACCCUAGCCCCCUUACCAAUUACAGCAGUCCAAUUUCUUCACCGCCGGAAUCCUCGUCCCCACUGCCGUCCGUUGCCCUCCUACAUCUCUCCUUCAACCAGGACUCCGGAUGCUUCGCCGUGGGUACCGACCACGGGUUCCGGAUCUACAACUGCGACCCCUUCCGGGAGAUAUUCCGCCGUGACUUCGAUCGCCGUGGCGGCGGAAUCGGAGCGGUGGAGAUGCUUUUCCGUUGUAAUAUUCUAGCUCUCGUUGGUGGUGGGGCCGACCCGCAGUACCCACCCAAUAAGGUUAUGAUCUGGGAUGAUCACCAGAGCCGUUGCAUUGGCGAGCUCUCCUUUAGGUCCGAGGUUCGAUCUGUGAAGCUUCGGCGGGAUAGGAUCAUCGUCGUUUUGGAGCAGAAGAUUUUUGUGUAUAAUUUUUCGGAUUUGAAGCUGUUGCAUCAGAUUGAGACGAUCGCCAACCCUAAAGGGCUUUGUGCGGUGUCACAUGGGGCGGGUUCGCUUGUCUUGGUCUGCCCGGGCUUGCAGAAGGGUCAAGUUCGGGUUGAGCAUUAUGCCUCAAAGCGGACAAAGUUCAUUAUGGCGCACGACUCCAGGAUUGCUUGUUUUGCUAUCACGCAGGAUGGCCAGUUGCUUGCUACUAGUAGCACUAAGGGUACCCUCGUAAGGAUUUUCAGUACAUCGGACGGCAGUCUUCUUCAAGAGGUGAGGAGGGGUGCAGACAGAGCAGAGAUAUACAGCUUAGCAUUCUCUUCUACUGCACAAUGGCUAGCCGUUUCUAGUGAUAAAGGAACAGUGCACGUUUUCAGCCUUAAGUUGAAUCCUGAGGCAAAAAUGAACGACAUAUCACGAACCACAACUGAUUCAAAUCAUGCUGCUGGCUCACCUGGUUCAUCCUUGUCCUUUAAUAUAAUAGUUGAGAUAUGUUUUGACGGCAUAUUAAUCUCAUCAAAGCUUCCGCAUGCAGGUGUUUUACCAAAGUAUUUCAGCUCGGAGUGGUCGGUUGCUCAGUUUAGGUUACUGGAAGGCUCACAGUACGUUGUUGCCUUUGGUCACCAGAAGAACACGGUGGUCAUUCUCGGGUUCGAUGGAAGCUUCUAUAGGUGUCAGUUCGACCCUGUGAACGGUGGAGAGAUGACACAGCUAGAACAUCACAACUUUCUGAAGCCAGAUGGUAGCUCCUGAAGGAGGGAAAGUUUCAGGCUUGUACUUGUUGCUGGAUGUCUAUAUAGUAUAUAUUCUUCCUCUUUUUUUCUUUUUCACGUUGUUACCGCGUUGUGUUCGGUGGGCAGAUGGGUACAUGUUGUACAUAUGUAAAUGUAUCAUGUAAGUUAUGUUGGAGGCUAAAAGGAAAGUAACAGGGAAGGAAUGAGCUAAAUUAGCGUCCUGUCCUGUCCGUCCCUUGAAAAAAUUUGAUAUUGGUCACUCGAAUUACUAAAAUAUGUCAUAUUUACCAGUGUCCAUGAAACCGUACCGUACUGACGGUUCAACCACAAAAUAUCAACAUUGGAGGCUAAACUGGUAGGCGAUAUUUAACGGUUAAACUACGUUUAAACCACGGUUUUACCAUAAAACACUCUAAUACUGACUUUUUCAGU